AUGAAGACUUCUUUCAUUACUAUUGCUGUCUCUCUUGCUGGUGCUGCCUCCACCGCCCCUGCGACCAAGUCCCGAGCCUACCCCUACAGCAUUGGCGACCUUUCCCUCAAGCACACUAUUGAGGGCGACACUUGGGAUUUGACAUUCUACCUUACAUCGAGGAACCCCGCGGGAGAGGCCCUUGAGACCACCACCUGCCACACUGCUUGGACCAACGGCAAACUUCCUGCCGGUCCCAAGAGCCCUGAGCCUUGCGCUGACCCUGCCUACACCUUCUUUUUCCCCACCGGUGCUUUUGAUGUCGAAAAGUACGAAGUCGCCGCUGAGGGCCCCACUGGAGCAGCUGCGACCUUCAUUGAGUCUGGUUACAAGUAUCAGUGUGGCCCUUACACGGGCCCUGUUGGCAAUGUUGAUACUGAGUGCAAGACUAUCAACGGUGGAGAAUUCUACCUCAACCAGUAG
Molecule: messenger RNA, 462 nt
Organism: Penicillium robsamsonii
Lineage: Eukaryota; Fungi; Ascomycota; Eurotiomycetes; Eurotiales; Aspergillaceae
Exons: 2
Coding region: 1-462 (153 amino acids)
Source: RefSeq, a predicted model, not a curated record